Paraglomus occultum is the source of this 408-nucleotide messenger RNA. The record is from the annotation of a GenBank genome assembly. NCBI's taxonomy places the organism in Eukaryota, Fungi, Glomeromycota, Glomeromycetes, Paraglomerales, Paraglomeraceae.
AUGGGCGGACCAAUAAAAGAAGAAGCACUUAUUCACUUUUCAUUAUCAGGUGAAAUUGAUCCCGAGGAAGUAGUAUCUGAAUCGUCUGACUCGCUAUGUUUAUUAAGAGAGUUUAACGAAAUGGAAAUAAGGCAGAUUAAGAAAGCAUUAGGAAUAGAAGAAGAGAAGGGCAUUAUUGGUGUAAUUGGCAGCGCUUUGAGUUUGGUUGAUAACGCUGUCCAUGAAGUUGCUGGUGUAGCGAACAAUGCGGUUGGAGAAGCCAGCAAAGUAGCGAUGGCUGCCGUAAAAACAAAUACUGUAGUCGGCAUAGCGACUGAGUUAGCAGUAAAAGCAAAAGACGCUUAUUAUGGAGAAGGUGAAGAGGAACAGAUGACUAAUCAAAUUGAAUACCACCCUUAUAAUAAAUAA